CGGUGCUGCCGGUGACAGCGCGGCCAUGCUGCGCAACGGGGCGGCGGGCGGCGGCUCCGCGGCGGGCGGCAGGGCUGCGGCGCGGCCGGUGCGCGUCUGGUGCGACGGAUGCUACGACAUGGUGCACUACGGGCACUCGAACCAGCUGCGCCAGGCGCGGGCCAUGGGCGAUUACCUGAUCGUCGGUGUCCACACGGACGAGGAGAUUGCCAAGCACAAGGGCCCCCCUGUCUUUACACAGGAGGAGAGGUACAAAAUGGUGCAAGCCAUCAAGUGGGUGGAUGAGAUUGCUCCAGGAGCUCCCUAUGUCACCACACUGGAAACUCUGGACAAAUACAACUGUGACUUCUGUGUGCACGGUGACGACAUCACCCUCACGAUAGAUGGCAAGGAUACCUAUGAGGAAGUGAAGGCUUCAGGGCGAUACAGGGAAUGCAAACGCACCCAAGGUGUGUCCACCACUGACCUCGUUGGCCGCAUGCUGCUCAUGACUAAGGCUCACCACAGCAACAUAGAUGAGGACCUAGACUAUCGGAAGCACACUGACAACUUUGGGAAGGGACCAAAGGGUCACAGUCCUUGGACGGGCGUCUCGCAGUUCCUACAGACAUCUCAGAAGAUCAUCCAGUUUGCAUCAGGGAAGGAACCGCAGCCUGGAGACACCAUCAUCUACGUGGCUGGAGCCUUCGACCUGUUCCAUAUUGGGCAUGUAGAUUUCCUGGAGAAGGUUCACCAGCUGGCAGAGAAACCCUACAUCAUCAUUGGGCUACACUUUGAUCAGGAAGUAAAUCGCUACAAAGGGAAGAACUAUCCCAUCAUGAACAUCCAUGAGAGAACACUCAGUGUGUUGGCCUGCAGGUACGUCUCAGAAGUGGUGAUUGGAGCCCCCUAUGCUGUCACUGCUGACCUGCUGGAUCACUUCAAGGUAACACUUGUGUGUCAUGGGAUGACGGAGGUGGUGCCAGACAAGGAUGGUUCUGACCCGUAUGAGGAACCGAAGAGACGUGGCAUUUUCCAGCUUGUGGACAGUGGCAGCAACCUCACCACAGAUCUCAUUGUGCAGAGGAUCAUCAAGAACAGGCUGGAGUUUGAAGCUAGGAACCAGAAGAAGGAAGCAAAAGAGCUGGCAGUGCUGGAGGCCAUGAGGAGACUGGAAGAGGAGAAGCACUAGGCCAGCACAGAGCUGGUGUGUGGGUCACAGAUCGCUGCAGCCUCACCCCUUGAGAGCAGACAAGCUCUUGGAGAGGACCCCUGAAUGGGACCCCGCUGCUGGUGUGCAGGGUGUGCUGUCUGCCCUCUCCUGGCCUAGCUCCUCCUCCAGUAACUGCAGCCAGUGAGGCCGGAGCCCGCUGCUGCUGCCUGGUUUCUCCUCCAUCAGCCCCUUCCCAGGGGAGAGAUGACAGGGGGAAAAAAAAAGUUUUAAAGGUUUUAAUUCUAACCCAUGUUUUAACCCCUUGAUGUGCUUUUACUGCUGCCAGGUCUGGCUUUUAGCAAGAGGGAAAAGGAGCAGCUGCCCAGGCCCCAGGUUUGGCUGGAGCCUGUGCUCCUGAGCAGCCUGGGGGUGGUGGUGGGGAUGGGCUGGUGUGAACUGUCACCCCAGGGACGGCCGCGGCUCUUCCUGUGCUCCGGCAGGGGCUGCACAGACACCAGCCCCAGAGCUGCUGCAGCCCCAGUUGGAUCUGCUGUGCCCAGGGCCUCAGGAAGAGGCAGCAGCAGCACAAGGGGCAGGGGCACAGGCACCCCCAGGGGCUUCCUCCAAGCCCUGGUGCUGUACAGACCUGCUCAGAGCCUGGAGUCCCCCUUGUGCCCAAGGGCUUCCCAAAGGGAGGGAGCAGAAUUUCAGCUGAACCCAGGGCUGUUUGUAAUGUGCAGCGAGUCCCUGCACAGGGGUGCAGGGCCUGAGGAGGAUGGGUGCUGAGCCCCUUCCUGCCUCUUACAUUCCAGCGUGCAGCAGCAGGUGCCCUGGGCCCCAUGGUCCUUCCACGCCAGUUCUGUUGUCCUCUCGGUUGUAAACUUUUGUUGCUGAUCAUUAAUAAAACAAUAGAGUUCUGUGGUA
This is a messenger RNA of Melopsittacus undulatus (budgerigar), 2056 nucleotides long. RefSeq names its product phosphate cytidylyltransferase 2, ethanolamine (gene PCYT2). The record is from RefSeq and is a predicted model, not a curated record. NCBI's taxonomy places the organism in Eukaryota, Metazoa, Chordata, Aves, Psittaciformes, Psittaculidae. Gene Ontology annotation, cellular component: cytoplasm. The coding region runs from base 26 to 1171 and encodes 381 amino acids. Gene Ontology annotation, biological process: phosphatidylethanolamine biosynthetic process. The transcript has 13 exons. Gene Ontology annotation, molecular function: ethanolamine-phosphate cytidylyltransferase activity.